Molecule: messenger RNA, 744 nt
Organism: Peromyscus californicus insignis
Lineage: Eukaryota; Metazoa; Chordata; Mammalia; Rodentia; Cricetidae
Product: protein PET117 homolog, mitochondrial
Exons: 2
Coding region: 331-573 (80 amino acids)
Biological process (GO): mitochondrial respiratory chain complex IV assembly
Cellular component (GO): mitochondrion
Source: RefSeq, a predicted model, not a curated record
UGAGUUGUCCUCCGCACAUACUCCACAAGUACCUCCCAACCAGACCCACGCGUCAACAAAGCUGCCCAGCACAACGACUUCCUGGUGGAGGCGGUCCCCAAACGGGGAAUCCCCCUGCCGCAGGGCCCCACUGGAAGCCGCGAAGCGAAGUUGGGCAGGGGCUACGCUCGGCGCUCGAUUGCUCGAGCCUGGCGACGACAGAGCCCUUGCGACGGCUCUGCGCUCGAGGGGUCGAGCCUGGCCCGUUGCCGCAGCGGCGGCAGCGGCGGCGAAGCGGCGGCGGCGGCAGCGGGGACGUGAGCGGGAGCGAGUCCGCGGCCCAGAGCGGGAAUGUCGAGGAGUUCGAAGGCGGUGCUGGGCCUCUCGGUGCUGCUGACGGCGGCCACGGUGGCCGGCGUGCAUCUGAAGCAGCGGCAGGACCGGCAGAGGCUUCGUGACGGAGUGAUUAGAGACAUUGAGAGGCAAAAUCAGAAAAAAGAAAACAUUCGUCUUUUGGGAGAACAGAUUAUUUUGACUAAGCAACUUGAAGCAGAAAGAGAGAAGAUGUUGAAAAAAGGAUCUCCAAACACUUGACUUUGUGAAAAAUUGAUGGGGUAGUGCUGGGUUAGCGUGUGUAUAUGUGGGUAUGUGCACGAGUGUGUGUGUCCAUAGAGAAUAGCUAGUGAGAUCUGUCCCCUCCCCCCCAAAUCACUGUCCAUUUAAACUUUAUUAAAUAAAGGACAGUGGAUCCUGUCUUCUAAAUCA